UAUGUUAGAAAAUGAGAUAAUUUAUAGUAUAAGACAAAGGAAAAAUCGUACGGCGUUCGAUUAAUUUACGGCUAAUCCAACGGUUAAUUAUUAACUCUAGUUGUGACGUGUGACCAAAACAAACACAGUUUAAUAGAUUAGUCUCUUCCGUAAAAGAAGAAGAGAAGAGAGAGAGAGAGAGAUGGGGAUAUCGGGUUCAAAGCGAGUCAAGACGAUUCUAUCUAACUCGCCGGAGUUCGACUCGGCUUGUGACUCAGCAUACGAGGAGUCUCUAUCUCUCGCACAGCAUGCUUUCGCCGGAGUUCGUCCUUACCAGCUCCUCUCCGCCGGAGCUCACAUCCACCGGAAUCUUUCCUCUCUCCGGUUCCCUCUAAUUACGAGGUGGGUGUCUUCCCCUCCGAGUCAAUCCCAAGUCGACUCAGCUCUCCGUGUCACCAUCUCUCGAGUCUCUGCGGCGGCUGAGGAGGAAGACGAUGAGAUCCUCCUCCGAUCAGAGGAGUUCAAGGAAUGGGCUUUGGAGGUUUUCACGGAAUCCGUAGUGGGAAACGCGAGGAAGACGAUAGCGAGUCGGAUACCAUUGGGAAUCGUCGGAAUCGCUGGGAUCGGAGCGGUGACUCGGUCGAGUCAAAACAUGAUGGGGGCAACGAUUGGUGUGUACGCGAUCGGAGUUACUACUUCGGUUUUUCUAAGCCUCUCCUAAUUACAAUUUAUAUUAGUUUCUGCAUUUAAUAAGUUGGUUUUGUUAACCAAACAAAGGGUGGAAAUGGUUGAAGUAGUUGAAAAAAAUUAUUUAACUAAAUUUCACCAUUUGAAU
Messenger RNA from Camelina sativa (false flax), 814 nucleotides. RefSeq lists its product as uncharacterized. Lineage: Eukaryota; Viridiplantae; Streptophyta; Magnoliopsida; Brassicales; Brassicaceae. The record is from RefSeq and is a predicted model, not a curated record.